GCCCCGCCCGUCCGCCAUGGAGCGUGAGGAGCGCGCCGAGGCGGCGGCCGAGCAGCUGCGGCUGUACCGGCGGGACCCCGGCGGCUGGAAGGGCUGCCGGAGCACGGGCGAGGUCGCGGUGUCCUGGAGACCCUCGGCGGAGUUCGCUGGUAACCUGUACAGGGGAGAGGGGAUCCUGCCCGCCAGCCCGCGGGAUGUCUGGGAAUGCAUCAAGCCGGUGGCCGGCGGGCUCAGGACCAAGUGGGACCAAAACGUGAAGGACUUCGAGGUCAUCGAAGCCCUCACCGAUACUAUCUCUGUAUGCAGAACCACAACCCCUUCAGCUUUCAUGAGGAUUAUUUCACCAAGAGAAUUUGUGGAUGUGGUAGUAAUGAAGCAAUAUGAAGAUGGGACAUUGCUGUCUGCUGCCACCAACGUGGAACACCCGCUGUGUCCACCUCGACCAAAUUUUGUGAGAGGUUUUAAUUACCCUUGUGGCUGUCUCUGUAUACCUGUUCCAGGGUAAGAAAUUAUCUACUUGACUUU
This is a messenger RNA of Chiroxiphia lanceolata (lance-tailed manakin), 525 nucleotides long. RefSeq names its product StAR related lipid transfer domain containing 5 (gene STARD5). The coding region runs from base 17 to 505 and encodes 162 amino acids. NCBI's taxonomy places the organism in Eukaryota, Metazoa, Chordata, Aves, Passeriformes, Pipridae. The transcript has 5 exons. Gene Ontology annotation, molecular function: lipid binding. The record is from RefSeq and is a predicted model, not a curated record.